This is a messenger RNA of Solanum verrucosum, 1383 nucleotides long. Its product is annotated as peroxisomal nicotinamide adenine dinucleotide carrier. The transcript is spliced from 11 exons. The coding region runs from base 171 to 1178 and encodes 335 amino acids. NCBI's taxonomy places the organism in Eukaryota, Viridiplantae, Streptophyta, Magnoliopsida, Solanales, Solanaceae. Gene Ontology annotation, biological process: transmembrane transport; nucleotide transport. The record is from RefSeq and is a predicted model, not a curated record.
UUAUCAGUCUCCAUUCCGCUCGCGUGUUAUUAUUUUUUCAUAAUGCAAUUUCCAAUUUCUACCAUUUUCCGCUACUUCCAAAUUCAUACAUAAGUCAAUUUCUUCAUACAUAUUAUUUUCACUUUUUUUUUUCCUUUUCGUCUCCCCCAAUUAUUUUUUUGACGGAAGCUAUGUCGGAUGCUUUGAUCUGUGGCAUCGCCGGUGCCGGAGCCGGCAUCAUUGCUCAACUCAUCACCUAUCCUCUUGACACAGUAAAUACUCGGCAGCGAACAGAUAGAAAUUCGAAGAAGAUGAAGAAAACGCUUGGAACUAUUGAACAAAUGUGCCAGGUUGUAAAGCAGGAAGGGUGGGAUAGGCUAUAUGGUGGUUUAGCUCCGUCGCUAGUUGGUACCGCUGCAUCGCAGGGUGUUUAUUAUUAUUUCUACCAAAUAUUGAGGAAUAGAGCAGAAACAGAUGCACUUGUACGUAAGAAGAAUGGAAUUGGUGAUGGAUCAGUCGGGAUGUUCUCAUCACUUCUGGUGGCUGCUUUAUCUGGGUGUGUUAAUGUACUGCUGACCAAUCCCAUAUGGGUAGUUGUUACACGCAUGCAGACUCAUUCAAGAAAGGAUAAAGAUAACCACCCAAAACUUGAAGUAUCACAUGAUGAAAUCUCUGUUGUGGUUGAACCUCCUCCCUAUGGGACAAGCCACACAAUUCAAGAAGUCUAUGGUGAAGAUGGAAUUUCAGGUUUCUGGAAUGGUGUUUUCCCAACAUUAUUCAUGGUAAGCAAUCCUUCCAUACAAUUUAUGCUAUAUGAAACCUUGCUGAAGAAGAUUAGAAAACGACGUGCCUCUAGCAACAAAGGUGUCAAUGAUGUCACUGCUUUGGAGAUAUUUCUACUUGGAGCUGUGGCAAAACUUGGAGCUACAGUAGUAACAUAUCCUCUUCUGGUUAUCAAGUCAAGACUCCAGGCAAAGCAGGAUAUUGAUGCAGAUAAAAGACAUCAAUAUAAAGGUACACUUGAUGCUCUGAUGAAGAUUAUACGCUAUGAAGGCUUUCAUGGAUUUUUCAAGGGGAUGGGCACGAAAAUCGUACAAAGUGUUCUUGCUGCUGCUAUUCUUUUCAUGGUCAAGGAGGAACUCGUCAGGUGUGCUAGAUGGUUAUUAACAGGGAGGACUGCUGCUAAUGCUAUCAGAUGAAAGCCUCAUUUAGAAGUCAGAUUUCUUCCAUUUAUGUCUUAAGCACAAGAUAUACCUUCAGAAUUAGGAUGGAUCACUAAGUAUAGUUUUCAUUUGAUAGUGGUGGUGCGGUGUCCAAACCAGCUUGCAGACUCUUGUUCAACUAGAUAUCUGCUACCUUCUCCAGUACGAAUACCCGGUAGUAAUUGGGCACAACUUCCAUUGA